AUGGCGGGCUGGGUGGACAACACGGCGGAAGUCACGGUGACGGCGCCGCUUCCGGUGGUGUGGGAGCUGUGGCAGGACAAGACCAGGAUCCCGAACUGGAUGCCGUGGAUACACUCCGUCGAGCCCGUGCCGGGCGUGCCAGGGGACACCAAGUGGCUCCUCAAGACGAAUCAGUUUGGCCAGGAUUUCGAGUUCUCGUGGGUCGCGCGCGACCUCCCGCCGGUGAAGAAGGAAAAGAUCCACUGGUUCAGCACCGACGGGCUGAACAACAAGGGCGCGGUGACGUUCGUGCAGAGACCCGACGGGCGGACGGUUGUGAGGAUGAACAUAAGCUACGAGGUACCGGACAUCUUGGUGCCGUUUGGCUCCGCGCUGAGUCCGCUCGUCGCGUCGAUACUCCAGGCUGACCUGGAGAGGUUCGGGACGUUCUCCUCGAAAGUCGUCGCCGCGAUGGGUGCCGGGAAACGGAGGUGAUCGGGACGGACUAGAGGCGGACGACGGCCCUCGCGACAGUCGGUGUGUACCUCGGUACGUUGUAAGUUCUAUCAAGCUGUAGUUCU
Molecule: messenger RNA, 560 nt
Organism: Micromonas commoda
Lineage: Eukaryota; Viridiplantae; Chlorophyta; Mamiellophyceae; Mamiellales; Mamiellaceae
Exons: 1
Coding region: 1-474 (157 amino acids)
Source: RefSeq, a predicted model, not a curated record